UGUAUUGUUGUAGAAAAUCAUUGAAUUAAAUGUUUGUUUACAUUAUUUCUUAGCAUUUGUGGUCACAAUAGAUGUAAUGUCGGAUCACGAGAUCGUAACCGAUAAAUAUGUGGUCAAACUCGUCGAAACCGAUAUAGAUGUUAACCAAGUGUUGGCCACUGUGUCCGACCCGACGUGUGGAGCCAUUUCACUAUUUUUAGGACAAACACGACGUACCGAAUCGGACGACCAAACGGACCGACGAGUAGAAAGUCUUGUCUACGAAGCGUAUCAUUCAAUGGCACUCAAAGAAAUGCAAGCAAUAGUUGAACGACAUAUCGGCAAACAUGAGGUCAAUGCCGUACACAAGUGUGUUGUUGUCCACCGAUUGGGUCAGGUUUUGGUUGGCCAGACAUCCAUAGCAAUCGCCUGUUCGUCACCGCAUCGCACACACGGACACCAACUGGUUAUGGAUGUACUCAAUGAUAUCAAACGGUCGGUUCCCAUCUGGAAGCGCAUCGAUUAUUACGAGGACAGCGAUCACAACAGUCAUCGACAACAACAACAAACUACUACUUCUUAUGGCGAAUGGAGUCAUAAAAGUGAAGCCUUUUGGCUAAAUAAGUGACAAAAACUGUUAAAAAAAGACAUUACAAACAAAAUUGUAAA
Oppia nitens is the source of this 648-nucleotide messenger RNA. It is a transcript of the gene Mocs2B, whose product is annotated as molybdopterin synthase catalytic subunit-like. The record is from RefSeq and is a predicted model, not a curated record. Gene Ontology annotation, biological process: Mo-molybdopterin cofactor biosynthetic process. The transcript has a single exon. NCBI's taxonomy places the organism in Eukaryota, Metazoa, Arthropoda, Arachnida, Sarcoptiformes, Oppiidae. Gene Ontology annotation, cellular component: cytosol. Bases 77 to 607 code for a protein of 176 amino acids.